This is a messenger RNA of Nematolebias whitei (Rio pearlfish), 1151 nucleotides long. It is a transcript of the gene trmt10a, whose product is annotated as tRNA methyltransferase 10A. Gene Ontology annotation, molecular function: tRNA binding. Gene Ontology annotation, cellular component: nucleus; nucleoplasm; cytosol. Lineage: Eukaryota; Metazoa; Chordata; Actinopteri; Cyprinodontiformes; Rivulidae. The transcript has 7 exons. The coding region runs from base 109 to 1059 and encodes 316 amino acids. Gene Ontology annotation, biological process: tRNA N1-guanine methylation. The record is from RefSeq and is a predicted model, not a curated record.
CGUCACGUGUGCGCCACGCUGUAACGUGUAGAGAGCAUCAUUCCAGCGGAGUAUUUUUGUUUUUCUGGUGCGGUGAUAAAGGACUCUGCGGUUCGUUUUCACAGCGACAUGAGCGAGCAGUCAUCGGUCAUCUCGGCUGAUGACAGCGGGAAAACUGAAGCUCCGGACCGGCAGGAGAAGAACAGCAGCGGCCAGGGGAGCGGGGACUGUAACGGAGAAGACCCAAACUUAUCCAAGAGGCAAAAGAAGAAGCUUCUGAAGCAGCAGAAAUGGGAGGACGAACGGGAUCUGCGAAAGCAGAGAAGAAAGGACAGGAAGCUGCAGCGCCGGCAGCAGAGACAGAGUCAACCGGAGCAGGAGACAGGAGACUGUCAGAGUGCCAGGAAACGUCCACGUCGAGACGUGACGCCCAGCUCUCUGAGGCUCGUGGUGGACUGCGGCUUCGACAGCCUCAUGCUCGUCAAGGAUGUUCGGAAACUUCACAAACAGAUUCAGAGGUGCUACGCCGAGAACAGACGAGCCUCCCAUCCUGUGCAGUUUUAUCUCACGAGCAUGGGCGGACAGCUGAAACAGAGCAUGGACGAGAAGGACAAAGGAUGGGUAAACUGGAAGGACAUUACCAUUAAAACAGAACAUUACAGUGAGGUUUUGGCCAAGGAUGAGCUGGUCUACCUAACCUCGGACUCUCCCAACGUGCUGGACGAACUGGACCAACAGAAGGCUUAUGUGAUCGGAGGCCUGGUGGACCACAACCAUCACAAGGGGAUUACCUACGAGAGGGCGAAGGAGCUUGGGAUUGAACACGCACAGCUUCCUCUCAGCAGUUUUGUUAAAAUGAACAGUCGGAAAGUUCUAGCAGUCAACCAUGUGUUUGAGAUCAUCCUGGCAUAUCUGGAGAAGGGCAGCUGGCAGGAAGCUUUCUUCACCAUCCUGCCUCAGAGAAAAGGAGCUGUGGCCGUCAACCAGGAUGGAGAAAACACUCCAGAAAAAGACGAGGACCACGAUUCCCAUUCUGAUUCUGACCCAGACACAACGGAGCCAACGGAGACUAGAGAUUAAUGUAUCGGACAAAUGGACUUGAAUAAUGAGAAAACCUAAAAAUUAUUUUUUUUUAAUGAAAAUUUAUGUUCCAAACUUCUUGUGUUUUACUG